This is a messenger RNA of Trichoderma atroviride IMI 206040, 844 nucleotides long. Lineage: Eukaryota; Fungi; Ascomycota; Sordariomycetes; Hypocreales; Hypocreaceae. The record is from RefSeq and is a predicted model, not a curated record.
CUCCCCCCAGAGCAUCACCUCCUCGAUAGGGCAAAAGCUGACAUUGCCCUGUUACUGUCCAUAAAAGUCUUUCCUUUGUGUGUUUUUCCCCUUUGUGCUUUCUUUUUCUUUAUUUAGCACAGGGGAACGGGAUAUUUAGCUUUUCUCUAGCUACCCCCCCUUCUUCUGUCGCUUCAAAUUCCGCACCUCCCGAUACCCCCCUCCUUUUGUUUCGUUACCGAUACCCUCAAUUAAUGGCAGACGGGCCUAUUUGACACCCCUCUUCACACACAGUCUCCUUUGUUCCUGACAUAUCGCCAUUACUUUUUGCUUCAGUUUGUUUUUCUGUCUCUCUUGCUUCUCUUGCUUCUCAUUUUCCCCUUGAUAUACCAGGAUUCGGGACAGGGUGGCGUAGAGCGGGCGUAUGGUGCGCCCUCAGUUAUGGAUACCCUUCUGUCACGGAGGCGUUUUGUUCUUUUUCUUUUCAAGCAGCGGGUAGUUAGAAAUGGUUGGCGAUCUAUUUUGGCCAAAUUUGAUGGAGAUUGUUGGAAUCCCAGUUUCUACAAACUUUGAGCCUCUCUAUUUGGCACCCUCAAGAAUCGAGAGCGUAACCGACGGCGCUGACGAAGCCAGGAACUGGCCUCUGGGAGGAUAUCUGGGAGACGGUCGCACUCUUUGCAUACGCGUAAAGAAGAGUUGGAAUUCGUAUCAAAUCUGUCGUAUCGAUGGUUAUACGAAUUAUGAGGACUACGUACCUAAUAUUAAAAUGAAGAAGGGGGUGUGUAGGUAUGAGAUGACGGGCUUUGGCCCUAUUUUUGGUUUUGAAGCUGCCAUGUGGAAGAGGGCGAAGAAAACGGGUUUUUAA